Dufourea novaeangliae is the source of this 775-nucleotide messenger RNA. RefSeq lists its product as uncharacterized. The record is from RefSeq and is a predicted model, not a curated record. The coding region runs from base 219 to 713 and encodes 164 amino acids. NCBI's taxonomy places the organism in Eukaryota, Metazoa, Arthropoda, Insecta, Hymenoptera, Halictidae. The transcript is spliced from 5 exons.
AUGCACAUUAUUGAUUCAGUAGAUGUCAACAAAUAAUCAGACACGACGGGAAUAAUAUAAAAAACGCCUGUGGCAAUACGCAGAGAUACAAAUGGUGGAUAAGUGAGCGGUUAAAUUGCUGUAAAUUGCUCAUAGGACAAACCACCGCUAGUGAAUGAGAAUGAGUAUACAUAUUGUGUUUUGAAUGGCUUGAAGUGUCUAUUUAGAAGUUUUGCAAAAUGGAAAAUAUUGAGAACAUGAUAAAGUUAUUGCAUAUGAGAGAGAUAGUCUGUGAAAAACAGUUUGCAGAAAAGGAGAAAAAGCAGAUUGAAGAAUAUAAUAAUCUAAUGAAGACAUUACAAACCAUAAAGGAUGAGAGAAAUGAGUGUAAGCAAACUGUUAGUAAAGAUCUUCAACGUAUAACAACAUAUAAGCACUCAAUAUAUAAUUUAUGUAUAAACAAUUCUGAAAAUCCUCCAGCAUUACCGAUUUCACACGAACAUCAUCGACAAACAAUAAGCUUUUUGUCAGAAACAAUUGACUUUAUAAAUGGAAUACAAAAUAUUUAUAGAGAUUAUGAUAAUACCAUUAAUAAGAAUAUAAAUUCUAUAGAUGUCAUUAAUAAAAUUAUAUCUUGUAAUAAUUCUGUAGGAAAUGAAAUAUUUAGAACGAAAUCUUUAAUGAGUGCAAUAAAAACCUUGCAAUGCAAUAUAAGCAUGAUGCAAGAAUAUUAAUUUUUUAUGCAUGACCAGAUUUGGAUCUACAAUUUUCUGCAAGAAAAAGUAUAAAGAAAGGG